AUGGGCCGCUACAGCUUCAACAAGCGAUUGUUCUUGCCGAUGUGCGCUCAUCCAAAGAUCGAUCCAAUCUCUGGCGAGCUCUUCGCGGAUCAAUCCCCACCUCCGCUACUUCUGGGCGAGCCCGGACAGGAGGAAGAGCCCCGAUUUCGACGUUCCCAGAUUCGGGGUCAUCCCUCGCAUCCCGACCGUGGGAUCUCCUGGAUCGACGUCCCGGAUUGGACAUCAUUCCACUACAUCAACGCGUGGGAGGAAGGGACGGACAAGAUCGUCGUACUCAGCUCGUCCAUUACGCCGGUGGAACAUCUGUUUGACGAUAUCGCCGGAUUGUCCAACAGAUUGCACGAGAUCCACCUGGACCUUCGAUCUGGAUGGUCGUGGAAGCAACACGUGUGCUCGGCUGGACUGGAUUUUGGACAGAUCAACCAGAAAUUCCUGAGGCGGAAGAAUCGGUACGUUUACAUGUGCUACUAUGGGCCAUGGCCCAAAAUCUCGGGUCUGGCCAAGGUCGAUUUGGACGCUCCACGGCUGCCCAAGGUGGUCAUCGAUGGAACAAGUGACCCAGAUCUAAACGAGCCAUGCCUUGUGGCAUCGAGGAGAUUUGAACGAGGUCAGUUUUGUGGCAAGCCUUUCUUUGUGGUAAAUGGCAAGGAGGAAGACGAUGGAUGCGUCUUAAGCUACAUCCACGAUGAGGAAAGUGGUGUCUCAGAGCUUUUGGUCAUGGAUGCCAAAUCGCCCACACUUGAGACAGUGGCUUCUAUAGAGUUGCCUGCUAGAGUUCCAUAUGGAUUCCAUGGGAUCUUUAUAAAUGCUGAUCAAAUAGCCAACCAGAACCAUGCCACCUUGUAA
Selaginella moellendorffii is the source of this 846-nucleotide messenger RNA. Its product is annotated as 9-cis-epoxycarotenoid dioxygenase NCED1, chloroplastic. The record is from RefSeq and is a predicted model, not a curated record. Lineage: Eukaryota; Viridiplantae; Streptophyta; Lycopodiopsida; Selaginellales; Selaginellaceae. The transcript has 2 exons. Gene Ontology annotation, molecular function: carotenoid dioxygenase activity. Gene Ontology annotation, cellular component: chloroplast stroma. Gene Ontology annotation, biological process: carotene catabolic process. The coding region runs from base 1 to 846 and encodes 281 amino acids.